GUCGAGGUCGAGCUUCGUGAUAUCUGCUACGAUGUGCUGGGCCUCCUCGACAAAUACCUGAUCCCCAAGGCGAGCAACGCCGAGUCGAAGGUCUUCUACCUGAAGAUGAAGGGCGACUACUACCGAUACCUGGCCGAGGUGGCCACCGGUGACCGAAGGACGAGCGUGGUGGAGGAGUCGCAGAAGGCCUACCAGGAGGCGUUCGACAUCUCCAAGUCGAAGAUGCAGCCUACGCACCCCAUCCGCCUAGGCCUUGCCCUCAACUUCUCGGUCUUCUUCUACGAGAUCCUCAACUCGCCCGACAAGGCCUGUCAACUCGCCAAGCAG
Rhagoletis zephyria (snowberry fruit fly) is the source of this 327-nucleotide messenger RNA. The record is from RefSeq and is a predicted model, not a curated record. Lineage: Eukaryota; Metazoa; Arthropoda; Insecta; Diptera; Tephritidae.